Molecule: messenger RNA, 475 nt
Organism: Sciurus carolinensis (gray squirrel)
Lineage: Eukaryota; Metazoa; Chordata; Mammalia; Rodentia; Sciuridae
Product: protein WFDC11-like
Exons: 4
Coding region: 116-361 (81 amino acids)
Source: RefSeq, a predicted model, not a curated record
CAGUACCUCCAAUUCAGACAUCUUCAGAGAUAGGUGGAGAUCAAGGUUCUGGGCCCAUCAACUGGGAAGGAAAAAAAUCUCCCGGACAGCAUAUUGGACACAUGUGGUCAGCAGCAUGAAGUCCUGGGCACCCCUGUUCAUGACAUUCCUCUGUAUGGUGCUGCUGUCUGUGCAAGGAGAGAUGAGGCCAAAGCAGGAUGGAGGUGAACACCUAGUGGAGGAGUGCUGGGGAGAGCCAGAUGUCAAAGAUUGUACCAAGAAGUGCUCCAGGACCUUCAAAUGUGCUCACAAAAACCACACAUGCUGCUGGAGCUACUGUGGUAACAUCUGCUGGGCAAAUAAAAACCUUGGAAACCUGUAAGAAUCCAAACUUUCCACCAACCCACCACCUGUGUGAGCUGUUUAAGAGAGCUCAGAGCAGUAUUGUGUGGCUACUUGUGGAACUUCUGAACUAUUACUGAGAGUUGAGCAGGAG